Molecule: messenger RNA, 1167 nt
Organism: Habropoda laboriosa
Lineage: Eukaryota; Metazoa; Arthropoda; Insecta; Hymenoptera; Apidae
Gene: Ist1
Product: IST1 homolog
Exons: 6
Coding region: 97-1167 (356 amino acids)
Biological process (GO): protein transport
Source: RefSeq, a predicted model, not a curated record
CUGUCAGUUUCCGAAUAACCUCUAUUGCAAUCCUACGUGAGAGUAUGAAAGAUUAUAUCAAUUUACUUUAGCUGUGGCAAGGACGAUUCAGCAAACAUGUUUUCAAGUGGACCAAAUUACACAAAAUUGAAGACGCAUUUGCGUCUAGCAAUAAAUAGGCUAAAGUUGCUGGAGAAAAAGAAAACAGAGCUUGCUCAAAAAGCACGAAAAGAAAUAGCCGAUUAUAUUGCUGCGGGAAAAGUAGAAAGAGCAAAAAUACGUGUGGAACAUAUUAUUAGAGAAGAUUAUAUGGUCGAGGCUAUGGAAUUGCUCGAAAUGUAUUGUGAUCUUUUACUUGCGCGUUUCGGACUUAUUCAGCAAAUGAAAAACUUAGACGAUGGAUUAGCAGAAGCUAUUUCUACUAUAAUUUGGGUUGCUCCUAGAAUACAAACUGAUGUUCAAGAAAUCAAAGUAAUUGCUGAUAUCUUGACAUCUAAAUAUGGAAAACAAUAUACAGAAGCCUGUAGAGAAGAAGCAAUACAAACUAUUUCUGAGAAGCUAAAGCACAAAAUGAGUGUUCAAUCACCACCUAAACUUCUUGUAGAAAAGUAUCUUAUAGAGAUUGCAAAAAAUUAUGAUGUUGCAUAUGAACCAGAUCCACAGAUAAUGGCAGAAGGUCAAGAUGCUUUAUUGAUAGAUGUUGGAAACAGUGGAGAAAGGAACAAUUUAGACAUAGCUUCUGGGGGUGGCAUACCACAGCCAGUUGGAUUUAUUGGCUUCCCCCAGCCUCCAUUAUUACCAGAUCCUGCAUCCAAUUUAACUAAUUCAGAAAAAGGACCUAUAGGAUUUGUAACUCCAUCAGGAAUUUCUCAAAAUAAAGAUCAAAACGUUCCUUAUAAUCCACCUAACGUUUCUUACAACAUUCCUUUAGACAAUUCUAAUGAUGACAAACCUGAAAAUGAUUUGCCUCCACCAUACGCAUCGUUUCCACCGGAUUUAAAUAAACAGUCUGACCAGAAACCAAAACCACAACCGCGGUCGAAAAUGCCGAUGAAUGAUUUUCAGCUUCCAGAUUUGCCAGCUGUGCCGUCAGACAAUGAUUUACCCUCCAAUAAUCCAUCUACUAGUGAAGAUAUUAAUUUUGAUGAUUUAAUUCAGCGCUUUGAAAAUUUAAAGAAAAGAAAAUAG